Molecule: messenger RNA, 3060 nt
Organism: Tarenaya hassleriana
Lineage: Eukaryota; Viridiplantae; Streptophyta; Magnoliopsida; Brassicales; Cleomaceae
Product: phosphoinositide phosphatase SAC5
Exons: 16
Coding region: 232-2628 (798 amino acids)
Biological process (GO): phosphatidylinositol dephosphorylation
Cellular component (GO): intracellular membrane-bounded organelle
Molecular function (GO): phosphatidylinositol-3,5-bisphosphate 5-phosphatase activity
Source: RefSeq, a predicted model, not a curated record
GUUAACUGAAGACCAUAGCUCUUACCCCCUUGCUGGUCUUCUCUCCGAACCUGGUUACGUCGAGUGUUCAUCUUCUUCGUGCUCAUCCGAUCAUUUUCUUCUUUUCCCAAUCCCAGAUUUUCCGGGAAUAUUGUUGUGAUUUUCUCGUCAUCGUCCUCUAUCUUCUCCGGUGAUACGAGUCAACCCAUCUCCGGGUUUUCUCACUUCCGAAACCCGGAUUCUGAUCUUCGGAUGGGAUCGAAUCCUCGGGUUGAUCCGGGAACAGACCCGAUUCACUCUCCUGUUCUUCAGAAAUUCAAGCUCUACAAGACCCACUCAAAUCUUUAUCUGGUCGGCAGAGACGAGAAGAAGACUUUCCGGAGAAUCCUAAAGAUUGAUCGUACCAAUCCAACAGAGCUGAAUCUCUUCGAAGAUCCGACAAAUUACUCGAAAGAUGAAUGGCGCGAGGUGAAGAGACGGAUAAACGAAGGGAACAAGAAGUUCGGUGGGCUCCAAGAGGUCACAACUUGUUACGGAAUCAUCGGAUUUGUAAGAUUCUUGGAACCAUACUAUAUGCUGAUGAUAACGAAAAGAAAGAAGAUGGGUGUGAUUUGUGGGCAUACAGUAUAUGGUAUUGCAGAGAGCAGAAUGAUCACAAUUCCACAUCCUUCAGUGCUGAGCGAAGCGGCUGAUUCUUUAUCCGAGAAUAGGUACAAGAAGCUCUUAACCAUGGUGGAUCUUAGAAGAGACUUCUAUUUCAGCUAUACAUAUCACCUCAUGUAUAGCCUUCAGAAGAACACAUGCAACAGUGAGAGAGGGAAAGAUCACUACAACACACUGUUUGUCUGGAACACAUUCUUAACCCGUGGGAUCCGAAGAAUCCUCCAGAAUACCGUGUGGACAGUUGCAUUGAUUUGUGGAUUCUUUAAUCAGAAUAAAUGCUCAAUAAAUGAUACAGAAGUUGUAAUGACUGUCAUAGCUCGACGUUCACGACAUUUUGCUGGUACCAGAUACUUAAGACGUGGUGUAAAUGAGAUGGGCAGAGCAGCCAACGAUGUCGAGACAGAGCAGAUUAUUUCCAAAGAAGUUCCCGAUGAUGGUCAGAGAGUGGUAAUAAGUUCGGUUGUGCAGAACAGGGGCUCCAUCCCCCUAUUUUGGUCCCAAGAAACAUCUCUCUUUAAUCCACAACCAGACAUACAGCUAUACAAGAAUGAAAUGAAUUAUGAGGCGACUAAACGCCAUUUUGAGAAUCUAAAACAGCGAUAUGGGGAUCCAAUAAUCAUCCUUAACCUGAUAAAGGCAAGUGAGAAAAAGCAUCGAGAAACCAUCCUACGUCCAGAAUUUGCAAAGGCUAUCCUAUUUAUAAACAGAAGCUUGAAGAAGGAGAAUCGUUUAAGGCCAAUUCAUUUCGAUCUCAGUAAACACUUCAAAAUUGGAGCUGAAAGUGCAUUCGACCGCUUGUGCACGUUUGCAACGGAUGCAUUGGACUUGACUGGUAUAUUUUGCUGUGAAGCUUCUACGAGUGUCGGAUCCGAAGAACUACUGAAUGACUCAUGCUUUGAGAACUCGGAUGCAGAUGGCUUCACUCAAUCUCUUCCGGGUAGGGACGAGGAAACGAUUAAUGCAGAGAAGGGAACAUUCUUGACUGAUAUAUCUAUGCUUCAAACUGGGGUUAUGAGGACAAACUGCAUAGAUUGCUUAGACCGCACAAAUUUGGCUCAAUAUGCACUUGGACUGAUGGCUCUCGGGCGUCAAUUUCAUGCCUUGGGUAUUACAUCAUCAUCUAAUUCUGAUCUUAGUAGCCAUCCAUCAACAACUUUGAUGGAAAUUUAUCAGACUAUGGGCGAUACACUUGCAUUGCAGUAUGGUGGUUCGGAAGCACACAGCAAGAUGUUUUGUGAUCUGAGAGGUGAGCGCAACCUGGUGAAUCGACACCGUGAUAUUUUUACGGCUUUGCGUCGUCAUUACAGUAAUGCUUAUCUUGAUGGCCAGAAACAAAAUGGCAUCAACAUGUUCUUGGGUCAUUUCCGACCACAACUGGGGAACCCGGCAUUAUGGGAGUUGGAUUCUGACCAUCAUUACAACAUCGGGAGAUAUAGUGCCAACCUUGAUAAUGAAUACCCGAGACCGGCUAUGAGGAGAUCAUUCUCAGAUAAUAAUAUCAUCUGGGAUGGUGAUUUGAACAUCGAGGAGGCUAUUGUCAGAGAUUCUCAGCCUUCACGUGAAGGCAUUAACGGAGGUAUCUCAGAAUCCAAUCCAGAUCUCCCAGUCAUCGAAGCUGAAGCUUUUUCUCCUCCGAGCUUCCUGUCGGCCAUUUGUUGUGAACAUCGUGUGGGUUCGAGCCAGAUGUUUCCGGGCAACUGUUCUUGUUCUACUGAAGGCCAUGACGAUAAUUAUGCUUUUGUGAAGAGUAGAUAUGCUCUGGUGAAGAAGUCCUUUGAAAAAAGCAGCACCUUGUCUUGGUCUUCGGACAACAUUUAUACCGAUAUGGAAAACGAAUCCAUCACUUCUUCAAGUAGAACGAACUCCACUGUCGAGUUUCCUCCGAGAAGGUUUGAUCUUGAUUGGUCAGAAGGAGGCGAGGAUGUUCACGUACCGGGUUUCUCACAAGAGUUUACCAACUGGAUCCAUUACGGAAGUGUACUGUGACAAUAUACAGUUCUUACCUCCCUCUGGAUUUUUGCUCACAUCCUUCAGAAAAUCGUUUUGGAAGAAACCGCGGUACCUUGUACAGGAAGGUACAGGGUAACUUGGUACACACGGUAGGGUUAUAUAUAUGAUGGAAAGUCCACAACCAAGCCAUCUCUUUGUAAAUAUCCCCAUUUAGACAACACAUCUUGCGAGCUGUCCCAUUUUUCAUUCCGGUUCAGGUCCCGAAUGAGUUUGGUCCGGUUUAUACCAACCAUUUCAAUUUGGUUUGGUUUGAAGUAUUUUGCCAAACCAGUAUUUUCGGUUCUAUCGAAUUUGUAAAUUAGAUUAGCGUGACGGUUACAAAAGCUUUAUUUUAUUCUCUGUGGAAAUGUGAGAUGGGUCGGUCCAGUUUUACUAUAACUAUUAUACAUUUGGCGUUCCGCAUAUUCA